Molecule: messenger RNA, 4911 nt
Organism: Calliphora vicina (urban bluebottle blowfly)
Lineage: Eukaryota; Metazoa; Arthropoda; Insecta; Diptera; Calliphoridae
Gene: for
Product: cGMP-dependent protein kinase for
Exons: 10
Coding region: 971-4402 (1143 amino acids)
Biological process (GO): protein phosphorylation
Molecular function (GO): ATP binding; cGMP-dependent protein kinase activity
Source: RefSeq, a predicted model, not a curated record
GACUCUUUAAACAAACACAUCGCUUUAGUACACGGGUCUAGAGUAGUGCUUUCUGAGGUGUGGAAAUUUUUUUAAUGUGCAAUAUAAUCAAAAACAAAAAACCGAAUAGAAAAUAAAAAAAAACAAAAACAAAGAACUAUGAAUAUGCAAAGCGAAAAGACAAUAAUAAUAAAAUUAAAUUAAAUAGUUUUUGUUUUUUAAAGAAUCAACUGAUUUUAAACGAAAAGAAAUAACCAAAGUUCAAUAUUGAAAGAAAAAGAAAUAUUUGUGUGAAUAAAACCAGAAAAAACAAGCGUUUUAAUAAAGAAAAAAGUUCGUAUACAAAAUUUAAGCUCAUUCAAGAGAGUAUCUUAGUAAGAAAAGAGAGCUUUUUUAAAGGAAUUUAUAUAUAAAAAAAAAUAUUUAGUUUAUUUACUAAAAAAACAAAAAAAAAAGAAUUAAAAAAAAUAUUUAAUUUAAUGAAACAAAACGCAACAAAAGUGUUAGUGAAAAUUAUGCCCUUAAAUUUUUCCACCCGACUGUGCAUUUCCUGUAUCAUUUAAACUUCUUGUGCUACUACUACCGCUAUUUCUAAAUAAAAUUACAUUUAAAAUACCUACAACAUACAUGUAUUUAGCUAUACAAGUGCUAUUACUAUAAAAUAACUAUGCUGCUGCAGCACUCUCUUUAAAUGUGUGAUCGAUCUUUUAUCAACUUUUUAUUACAACUGGAUCGUUUAAACUACUGAAAUGUAAAAAGGAAUAAAAAAAACUAAUAAUACCUACAUAUGUACUAGAUAUUGUAACAUCUAAAAAAAACCCACAAACGGUUCUUAUGAGCUUGUAGAAUUUCCCCCUGCCACCUGCUGUGUAGUAUCAUCCUUCUUCAACCUAAUAAUCAACUUGUAAUAAUUGUCAUCUUAAACUAGCAAAAAUGGCUUGUUGUGUGUUGAUAAACAACUCGUCAGCGUUUAAACGUCAAAAUCGCUUGCAUGCGUAUUUGUUUUGAUCGGCUGUGCUUCGCUAGACAGAGGCCAGCCUCAUCAGACAAUACAGCCAACGAUGCUAUAUUUACAAAUCACAACCUCAGCAAUCCAAAUAAUGUUAAUAAAACAACAACAGCAACAGCAGCAACCACUACAACAACAAAUACAACAAAUGUUAUUACAACAACUCCUUCUAGCUCAACAAAUAGAAAUACAGCAGAAACCGAAAUAGUAAAAGAAGAAUCGCAGAAUAUACACAGAUCUGUUGCGACACUAGAUCCAACCGAUGGUGCCUUAUUAAAUGCCUUAGAUCCCCACUUAAUAAACAAUAAUAGAAACGUAAAUAAACAAGAGAAUCCAAUAGAUACAAAGUGUCAAGAUCCACAACUACAACAGCGAGAGCGAGAGCAACAACAACAAACAAAACAACAUAGUCAUAGUGAAUUAUUAAAUUCCCUUCGAAAACAGAAAAACUCAACACCCACGUCAACUAAAAAUAUUUUGGAAAAACAUUUAAGUGAAAAGGCGGAAAUUUUCCCCGCAGAGAAAACACAAAUCCAAACACCUGACGCAACAUUUGCAACAAAAACAACGGCCGCUGCUACUGCUGGCAAUAAUAACAACCAGAUAGAGCAACCAAAUCGGGUGGAAAGAGAUCAAAAAGAACAUUUAAAUAAUAAAGAUCAUCAGCACAACGAAAUCGUUGACGUAGACGUAAACAGCGCUAAUAGGGAAUUACGUCACAACGACAAAGAUUUGCUACUGCGGCAGCAGACAGAACCGGAGAGUCCGGCAGUCAAUUUGAACGAAGAAGAGAAUUUAGCUAAAAUGCAGCAAGAUCCGAACGCCAACAUACAGUUUCAACCCGAUCUGGGUCUUGUGAACAACAAUAAUAAUUUGCCAGUGCUAAGUGGCACGCUAAUAGACACCAACGCACCGGGUGCUGGUAUACGGUUAUCUUUGCCCUUGCAUACAACAGACGUGUUAACGCAUACGCUUAUUUACGGUACUGUGCCGACGGGAGCUCAACAACUCAAUACCGAUCCGAAUUUUCAAACCCGCAAUAUUUUACACCAACAGGAGCUACAGCUGCAGCAACGGUACCAGCAAUUGCAGGCCCAAACGCAGGGUAUCUUCGCCACAUCGCCCACCGGCAAUCCCAUAGUCAUACAACCCACCGGCCAACAACAAACGGCUGUCUAUCACACUGCUGAUUACUGUGCCCAGCAAAAAUACAAUCUAGCCGCCCAAAUGCAGGGCUUGUGUAUUUCGAAUCAGACAAAUACAGCCCCAAUGAUGGAUCAUACCGCUGGCGGUGUUAAUGUGCUUAAUAGCUCGUAUGUGCCGGUCACAGUCCAGGAGGAACGUCUCAUACACAUAAUUCAUGCCAAGGAUCUCAAAAUCCAAGAAAUGCAACGUGCCCUGCAAUUCAAAGAUACGGAAAUAGCUGAACUUAAAUCUCAUUUGGAUAAAUUUCAGAGUGUUUUUCCGUUCUCACGCAGUGGGGCCACAACACCGUGUGGUGGGGUGGCCAGUGGUGGUGGUGGUGCCGGGGCUACCGGUGGUGUUCGAAAAUCUGGUCAAUCGUUUCAGCGUCAACGUGCUCAGGGUAUUUCAGCUGAGCCACAGAGUGAAUCAUCUGUACUGCUGGAUAAUGUAACGUUUCCCAAAUACGAUAAGGAUGACAAAUCCCGUGAAAUUAUCAAAUCUGCCAUAUUGGAUAAUGAUUUUAUGAAAAAUCUCGAUAUCACACAAAUACGUGAAAUUGUGGAUUGCAUGUACCCAGUUAAAUAUGCCGCAAAGAGUCUUAUUAUCAAAGAGGGCGAUGUUGGUAGCAUUGUUUAUGUUAUGGAAGAGGGCCGCGUUGAAGUUUCCCGCGAGGGUAAAUACUUGUCCACUCUAUCUGGAGCUAAAGUUUUGGGUGAAUUGGCCAUUCUAUAUAAUUGCCAACGUACAGCUACUAUAACAGCUAUUUCUGAAUGUAAAUUAUGGGCCAUCGAACGUCAAUGUUUCCAAACCAUUAUGAUGCGUACUGGUCUAAUACGCCAAGCGGAAUACACAGACUUUCUUAAAAGUGUGCCUAUAUUUAAAAAUCUCCAGGAAGAUACUCUUAUUAAAAUUUCGGAUAUUUUGGAAGAAACCCAUUACCAAGAGGGCGAUUAUAUUGUCAGACAAGGAGCUAGAGGUGAUACAUUCUUUAUAAUAUCAAAGGGCCAGGUUAGAGUUACAAUAAAGCUACCCAAUACCCAAGAAGAGAAGUUCAUACGUACUUUAACAAAAGGAGAUUUCUUUGGAGAGAAGGCUCUGCAAGGAGAUGACUUGCGUACGGCCAACAUUAUUUGUGAUUCUCCGGAUGGCGUUACUUGUUUGGUCAUUGAUCGUGAAACAUUUAAUCAACUAAUAUCGAAUUUAGAUGAAAUUAAACACCGCUAUGACGAUGAAGGAACCCUGGAAAGAAGAAAGAUCAAUGAAGAAUUUCGUGAGGUUAAUCUUACCGAUCUGCGUGUCAUUGCAACUUUGGGUGUAGGCGGCUUUGGACGUGUCGAAUUGGUGCAAAUCAAUGGCGAUGGUAAUCGUUCAUUUGCCUUGAAACAAAUGAAAAAGGCUCAAAUUGUGGAAACUCGUCAACAGCAGCAUAUAAUGUCCGAAAAGGAAAUAAUGGGCGAAGCCAAUUGUCAAUUUAUUGUCAAACUCUUUAAGACCUUUAAAGAUAAAAAGUAUCUCUACAUGCUGAUGGAAAGUUGUCUGGGUGGUGAACUGUGGACAAUUUUACGCGACAAAGGCAAUUUUGAUGAUUCUACUACUCGUUUCUACACAGCUUGUGUGGUAGAGGCCUUUGAUUAUCUGCACUCACGCAAUAUCAUCUAUCGAGAUUUGAAACCUGAGAAUCUGUUGCUGGACGAAAAGGGUUACGUUAAAUUGGUGGAUUUCGGUUUUGCCAAGAAACUGCAAUCUGGCCGUAAAACCUGGACCUUCUGUGGCACUCCGGAGUAUGUAGCUCCGGAAGUGAUACUGAAUCGCGGUCAUGACAUUAGUGCUGAUUACUGGUCUUUGGGCGUUUUAAUGUUUGAAUUGUUAACAGGUACACCUCCAUUCACCGGCUCGGAUCCCAUGAGAACAUACAACAUCAUAUUGAAAGGAAUCGAUGCCAUUGAAUUUCCCCGUAACAUUACAAGCAAUGCCCGCAAUCUUAUCAAGAAAUUAUGCCGAGAUAAUCCAGCAGAACGUUUGGGUUAUCAGCGUGGUGGCAUAAGUGAGAUACAAAAGCAUAAAUGGUUUGACGGCUUCUAUUGGUGGGGUCUACAAAAUCGCACCCUAGAACCACCCAUAAAGCCCACAGUUAAAAGUGUUACAGAUACCACUAACUUUGAUGAUUAUCCUCCCGAUCCCGAAGGACCACCACCAGAUGACAUUACCGGUUGGGAUAAAGAUUUCUAAAUAUUAAAUUUAACAACGGAUUUAUUUUUCUAAAGCCAUAUUUUUUAAUUAAGCUGUAAUUUUGUAUUUGUUUUUUUUUUAAUUUUCUUCUCUCAAUUAGAACGUAAAACUAAAAUGUCUUCCAAACUUUUUCAAAGCAUGGAUGCAAUAAACUAUUAGUUAUAAACAAAAAUCUUACCUUUUAAUGCAAUAUUAGACUGUAAAAUACUUAUUAUUGAGAAAUUUUAAAUAGUUUUUUUUUUGUUUUUAAAAUAAAAAUUGGUAUGUUAAACAUAAAUUGAUACAUAUAAUUAACGUUAAUUACAAACAAAUUUUUAUUCGAUACGCAUUAGAAGGUUAAAAUGGCUUUUUUCAAUUAGAAUUUAACAAAUGAAAUAUUUUUGAUUAUUUUUAAAGAAAGAAAAAGGAGUAUAAAUGUAUAAUAAUAUAUAAGAACAACUUAUUUUUACAAUAUAUACAUUUUCAUGUAAAAAUAAUAAAGAAAAUAAUAAAUUCUCACAAAAAAAAAA